AUUAUCGUCGGGGUAUGCGCGUCUGCGAUUACCUAGUAUUAAUUUGGAAAGUAUAGAAAUACUUUGGAAUAUUUUAUUUGGUUAAGUAUCAUAAAAUUAAUUAGACAAAUAUGAGCAAAGUGCUUUUAUUGUGUUUGGCUGCCAUCUUAUCAAGUUGUUCCAGCAGUCCAAUAGAAAUAAGCAAGCAAGUUAGUCGCUAUGGGGAACUCAAUUCAUAUUAUGUUUACUCCCGUGAUAACCCGAGGCAACCUACUAGAAUCUAUCCCACUGUGCAGUCUGUGAACCUUGACACUCGCACCUUCCGUAGCAAGGUUGUUCUUCUUGUUCAUGACCAUGGGGAGAUGCUCGGAACUUCAUUGGAUACUGUUGUUACUGACGCACUUUUGUCAACAGAAGACGUUACAGUCAUAGUGGUCGACUGGUCUUUAGUAGCUAGUCAACCGUACGCGAACGCUGUAGCACAAGUUGCCAAUAUAGGUGCCAAUAUAGCUGAACUCAUUCGAAUCCUGCUUCAAUACAGACGGUUCACUUUGGCCAACCUACACUUGGUUGGAUUUGGGCUUGGCGCUCACAUCGUUGGAUACGCUGCAAGAAGUACAAAUGGCGAUGUCGCAAGGAUAACCGGACUGGAUCCAUCUCGUAUGGAGGGGAUUUUGAACACUGGUCAUUUGAAAGCGAGUGACGCAGCGUAUGUUGAAGUGAUCCAUACAGACGGACAGGGGGACGAAGCCAUUGGUGUAGGAAUACCACUUGGCCAUGUAGACUUCUUCCCGAAUGGUGGCACUGAUCAACCUGGUUGCCGUGAUAACGCUUGCAACCACAGACGAGCUUACGAACUGUUUGCUGCUUCUAUAACUCACGAAAGUCGUAUCGGGAAUCGAUGCCCUUCAGACGUGGUACCGUCACUGAAUGAUUGUCACGGCUUCACUCUUGGUAUGGGCACAAACAAUUUGGUUAAAUAUGGAUCAGGAUCAUACUUCUUAGAAACUGGCCGAACUUAUCCUUACAGUAUAACUCUAGACUUGAUACCCGAUGUACCGGACGAGUUGUAGAAUCUGGUAAAUUACAAAAAGCAAUUUCAAUAUCGUUUUAAUUUAUUAUUGACUCCUAUCAACCAACCUUUUCACUCCGAAUACCCGACAAAGCAAUUCUGACAACAUAUCUGACUUAUUAAUCAAAAGAUAAUAAUAGAGGGUGUUAGUGACAUCGUAACGAAAACUUUGGUGCACCGAAGCACGGAUCAUCUUACUUUCGGUCAAUCGGAUGAUCAGUCUGUAAUGUCCUAACCAAACUAGGGAUCACAAAAUGAUUUUUGUGCAAUGUCCCCACCCGAAGUUAAACCCGGGACCUCAAUCGUGAGCGCUCAAACAACACUCAAACCACUGAAUCACGGAGGCCGUAACAACAUAAAAUGGCGUCACGCCUGUAUCGCAGACUGAGGCCUACCUCUUCGGGGAACCCACCUGCGUAUAUGUACAAAGAAAGAAAGAAACAUUUAUUAUAAAGGGACAGUACAAAACAGAUAAAAAACAAAAUAUGGAAUAACACAUAACUUACAAUCAAAACACGUAACAAAAACAACUUGUACAAGAAAGUACAAAUAAAUAGACAGUUAACAUUAAGGCAAAUUGUAAUUGAGUGUAUAGACUGGUCAACAAUGGUGGUGGUGUCCUUUAUAAAAGGGCCUCACUCAGCAUAAGCCGCGGCGCGAGCCACUACGCUGGAAUUCUGUGGACCCUGCUGAGUGAGGCACGGAAAUCGUAUCUUCCACAAAUGCAACAUCUACUAUGAAUACAUCCUAUAAUGCCUAUAAAAGAUAAAUAAUGUUAUAAAUCUUAGAAUGUGUUUCGAGUUAGUGUGUGUGCGGAUUUGAACGAAUAUAUAAUAUAGACCUCCACCCAUGUUUUACCCAAUAUAUUUUGGUCCUGGUGCAUUUGUCUCAUCAUUUAACGUGUUAAACAAUAAAGAAAAUAAGUACCGCUAACAAGAUUGAAAUCAGUUUUAUCGUUUACUUUAUCUUUAUAAUCACUUGUGUCAUUCUGAUAUCUAUCUACAAAUAAACCGAUUGUUUUAUUGGAAAUCGUAUCUGGUCAAGACAUAUAAAACAUAAUAACUAUAUACUUCCUAAUAGUAUUAAAAUAUGAUUAGACUAUAAUUACUUACUUACCUUCAUUGUACAUGAUAGUGGUAUUUUAAAUAACUUACGAUCAGACGCGAACAUCGUAGGUCCCUGUAGAAGAUUAUAUUAUUAUUAUUUAUUUUUAUAAGCCAUAAUUUUGUGUUAACAUUUUGUGUUUUGUAAAAUUAAAGUUAUUUUAAAUUUUA
Molecule: messenger RNA, 2325 nt
Organism: Pectinophora gossypiella (pink bollworm)
Lineage: Eukaryota; Metazoa; Arthropoda; Insecta; Lepidoptera; Gelechiidae
Product: pancreatic triacylglycerol lipase-like
Exons: 6
Coding region: 111-1052 (313 amino acids)
Molecular function (GO): lipase activity
Source: RefSeq, a predicted model, not a curated record